AUGGUACAGAAUUUAAAAAAACGUUUACAUACUAAAUUGAUUGAGUUGAAUAUAUUUACAUUACGUGAUAUGGGAAGUGAUGUUGAUCGAAUAACAGCAAAACGUUUUGGUCAAUGGGCGACUCGUCUUUACGUUAUCUUAUUUAUCAGUGCUCUCGCUAUUCUUAUAUUUUAUACAAUUAUUGAACCGCAUACACUGACAAAAAAUUUUGAUGAACCAUCUUUUAUUUUAUACAAUCAUUUGAGAAAAACCUAUGGUGAUGAAUUAAAAUGCAGAUGCUCAAAAAUAGCAUUUACAUACAAUCAAUUCGUCGAAAUCGAACCAAUCUUUCAUUCGGGUCUUAAUCCUAAUUUAACUGUAUAUGAACAAAAAGAUUAUCGUCAAUUUUUGUCGGCUCAUUUACAAUAUCUUCAAGGAUUAUGUCGACUUUCAAUACAAUCAGUAAAUAAUUCUAUCGAUGAAUUUUUGACAUCAUUAUUAGUCACUGUCGAACUUUUAUCAGAAAUCAACUUUGAGAAUCGUCUGAAUAUCUUAACGGAACAGAUUAAAAUCAAUGCUCCUAUUCUAUUUUCUCGUCUUCUUUCUUCAACUCAAAGUAUUUUGCAUGGCAAUGCUAUUAUAUCAACUUAUGGAACAAAUUUCAACUAUAGGAUUUUAGCGGUUGGCUCUAGGUAUGUUUAUGCAUAUACAGAAGCUACCAUCUAUGACGAUGAAUGUUCAUGUGGAUUGUCUUCAAAUUGUACAAUGCAAGGAACUUUGAUUGAAAGAAAUUCUUCAAGAAAGAUUCCUCUCAAAGGUAUGCGAAUGGGAUGUACACCAAGUCAAUCAUUUCUUGUUUCAACUCUUGAAUGUUUCUAUGAUCAAUCAUGUCUUGAUCUUAUUCAGCAUUAUACAAACUAUGAAAAUUCUUUAACUCCUCUUUCAACAACAAAUCUUAGUCAUUUUUCACAGAAUACAACAAUAGGUGAACUUAUAAAUAAUUUAUUCAUUGAACAAUGGUCAACACAAAUAAAUUAUGCAUCAUAUUAUCAACAGUGUUCGCCUUCAAUUUGUUCUUAUACAAGUAUUGAAAAGUUUAAUACAUUUCAUACAAUCACCGUGGUACUUGGUAUUCAAGGUGGUUUAACCAUUGUUCUGAAAUGGAUUUGUCCAAAACUAGUUCGCAUUGGAUCAAAAAUAUAUCAUCAUCGAAAAAAACAACCAAAUACUGUUAAUCCUAUUAAUACAAAUCAAGUUUCAUCUAAUGCAACGUAUAAUACAGCUAUUCAAAAUACUACUUGGAAUAAUAAGAUUACAUCAAUGAAUAUAAGAUUACAGAAUAAUGUUAUACCACGUGGUCAAUCGAUUUUUAAGAUGAUAUUUGUUAUUAUACUACUAAUAUGCAUAUUAGUAGGUGCCACUGUUUUAUCAGUAUAUUAUGCUCGACAAAAACCAUCAUUGUGUCAUCCUGCAUUUAAACAACUAUCAAUUACUACAUCAUGUCAAUUGAAGACUCCAGGUGCAAGUGUUAUUGCUGAUGUAAACUCUGAUAAUCGAGUUGAUCUAAUUUUUCCUUGUCAGUAUGAUCGAACAGUGAAUAUAUUAUUUGGGACUGGUAAUGAUACUUUUCAAACAACGAUGGUAAUUUCUUUCGAAGCUUAUUCUUGGAUAUAUCAUAUUCGUGUUCGCGAUAUGAACAAUGAUGGUCAAGUCGAUCUCAUUUUAGUACAGGAGCUAGAAGUUACUAUUUUAUUCGGGUAUGGUAAUGGAACGUUUCAAACACAGAAUAUGCAAUCCAUAGCCAUUGGUGGCGUUCCUCAACAUAUCGCUAUAGUUGAUCUCAACCAUGAUAACAUGUUGGACAUUAUUGUUAUAAUUGAAUUUGAAGACUAUGUGUAUAUAUACUUGGCGAAUGUUAAUGGAACAUUUCUAUUAGAUUCAGCAUUGUUUAUAACACAUAACAGCAACUCACAAGGAUUAAUUAUUGCUGAUUUUAACAAUGAUACUCAUUUAGAUAUUGCUAUAAUGAAUACAAAUAGUCUCCAUAUUCAUAUAUUUUAUGCCAAUACUAAUGGAAGUUAUCAGCCACAGAAAUGGCUUUUUACUGCCAUCGAUGCUGCUUACGCUGGUGUAGUAGCCAGUGACUUUGAUAGUGAUAAUCGAAUCGAUAUUGCUUUUCUUUAUAGUUGGAGACAUACAGUCUGUAUGCUAUACCAAAAUAAUAAUGAUAGUUUUCAUGUUAAUGAGCAAAUAAUCAUGGAAUCUUCCAUACAAUUGAACUCAGUAGUGGUAGGUGAUUUAAAUGGUGAUAAUUCUUUAGACAUCGUUAUUGGAACAAUUUCUCAAUAUGAAAUCUAUGGUUUACUUGGAAAUGGAAAUGGAGAUUUUCAAAUACAAACUAUUCAUUCGAAUAAUCUUUUUAGUUAUCAAAUAUGGAAUGAUGUCACUGAUUUCAAUAAUGAUAAUUGCCAAGAUAUAAUUAGUAUAAAUAUUGAUACUAAUUACAUAGAUAUUUUCUUAAAUACAUGUGAAUGUUCAACACAUUAG
Molecule: messenger RNA, 2526 nt
Organism: Rotaria sp. Silwood2
Lineage: Eukaryota; Metazoa; Rotifera; Eurotatoria; Philodinida; Philodinidae
Source: the annotation of a GenBank genome assembly